ACUCUUUUCUAUAGCAUUUGUAAAAUGACAGCGGCACCGGAGCUGGUAACGGGCACGGCGGCCCCGGAGCCCAGUGGGAAGUUUAAACUGGAGAUCCCUGAUGUGGUGGUGAUUGUGGUGUACUUCGUCUUUGUGCUGGCUGUGGGGAUAUGGUCUUCUAUCAGGGCGAACCGUGGGACGGUUGGAGGAUACUUCUUAGCCGGCAGAUCUAUGACAUGGUGGCCAAUCGGAGCCUCUUUGAUGUCCAGUAACGUGGGCAGUGGCUUGUUCAUUGGAUUAGCCGGGACUGGGGCAGCAGGGGGACUCGCCGUCGGGGGAUUUGAGUGGAAUGCAGCCUGGGUCCUCAUUGCCUUAGGCUGGAUCUUCGUGCCCGUCUACAUUUCUGCUGGAGUGGUCACCAUGCCCGAAUACCUGAGGAAGAGGUUUGGAGGCCAGCGCAUCAGAAUCUACAUGAGUGUGCUGUCCCUCAUUCUCUACAUCUUCACCAAGAUAUCAACAGAUAUUUUUUCUGGAGCUUUAUUUAUUCAGGAGUCGCUGGGAUGGGAUCUGUACGUCUCCACUGUAGUGCUGCUCGUAGUCACAGCACUUUAUACUAUAGCUGGUGGGCUGACGGCGGUGAUCUACACUGAUGCGUUACAGACUGUCAUUAUGGUAGUUGGAGCCUUCGUUCUCAUGUUUAUAGCUUUUGAUAAAGUGGGCUGGUAUGAGGGUCUUCUGGAGCAGUAUCCUAAAUCUGUGCCGGCUAUCACUGUUCCUAACACCACCUGCCACCUGCCUCGACCCGACGCCUUCCACAUUUUCCGGGACCCGGUGACGGGAGACCUGCCCUGGCCGGGGCUGCUCUUCGGACUCACCGUGUUGGCAACAUGGGUGUGGUGCACUGACCAGGUGAUAGUGCAGCGCUCGCUGUCAGCCAAGAACCUGUCUCACGCUAAAGGAGGCUCAGUGCUGGGAGGCUACCUGAAGAUCCUUCCCAUGUUCUUCAUCGUCAUGCCAGGAAUGAUCAGCAGAGCACUGUACCCAGAUGAGGUGGGUUGUGUUGAUCCUAAGGAGUGUUUAAGGAUCUGUAAAGCUGCUGUCGGCUGUUCCAACAUCGCCUACCCUAAACUGGUGGUGGAGCUCAUGCCAGUAGGAAUGCGAGGGCUAAUGAUAGCAGUAAUGAUGGCAGCUCUGAUGUCCUCCCUCACCUCCAUAUUUAACAGCAGCAGCACCCUCUUCACCAUGGAUAUCUGGCAACGUAUAAGACGCCAGGCUUCAGAGAGGGAGCUGAUGGUCGUGGGCAGGGUGUUCAUUUUACUGCUGGUGGUGUUGAGCAUCUUAUGGAUUCCCAUCAUCCAGUCAGCCAACAGUGGGCAGCUGUUCGACUACAUUCAGGCCAUUACCAGCUUCCUGGCUCCUCCCAUCACUGCAGUCUUCAUUAUGGCCAUCUUCUGGAGUCGAAUGAAUGAACAGGGUGCGUUCUGGGGUCUGAUGGUGGGUCUGGUUAUAGGGUUUAUUAGAAUGGUGAUGGAGUUUGCCUACGGCACCCCCUCCUGUGGGGAGGAGGACCUGCGGCCUGCUCUGCUGAAGGACGUGCACUACCUCUACUUUGCCCUCAUACUGCUGGCCCUGACUGGCUUAGUCAUUACUGGAGUGAGCCUCUGCACCGCCCCCAUUCCUGACCAGCAUCUUGUUCGUCUAACUUGGUGGACGAGACACAGCAGGAAGCAGCGUAUAGAUCUGGAGGAUCCAUGGGCGACCACACCUUCAGAACAAAGCUCCUCCCAGGCCAGCAGUGAGUCAGAGCCGGAGCGGGAGAGGCCGGCGUGCUGGAGGCGUGUGGGAAUGUGGCUGUGUGGGCUGACCGAAGCGCCCCGGCCGAAGCUCAGCCCGGAGGAACAGCAGGCUCUGGAGAAGAAGCUGACCAGCAUCGAGGAGCACCACAUCUGGAAGAACGUUUGCAAUAUAAACGCCCUCUUUCUGCUCACCGUUAACGUCUUUCUGUGGGGGUACUUUGCUUGAGAAUAGAAGACAUUGGAAAGACAGUCUUGUGCAAAAAAAAAAGUUUGAGCACCUUUUGGCCAAAUGCCACACAGUGUCUUUUUUAUGAAAAAUGAAAAAUGAGUUGAGAGUCAUGGGGGAGUUAAUCUAACAACCCUCAUUCUUAAAUAAAAAAACAGAGUUAAAAUUCAUCUCCCUACAGCAGGGGUCGGCAAUUAAGUUUGGCUGCGGGCCAGAUCUUUUCUAAGCCAUUACGUGGUGGGCCACAAAAAAAAAAUGUGUUUUGUAAAAUUAAGUGAAAUAGGAUGGAGUGCUACAGACUAGUAGCUCUCCAGCCCAGAGGGUUGUUGAACCCAAUUGCAGAACAGUUGAUCUCAAAGCAGGUAAACCCAAGAAGUAAGGAGAAAAAUUGUAGAACCUGUGUCGUCAGGGUCGUGGUCCGAUACACUACUCCGGCUAGUGAAUUGAGACACGGCCAGGAAAAAAAACGCCCUUAUAAGGAGAUAGGGAGCCCAAGAACAUGCAGAAAAAUUACUCGACAGAGAGACAGGGGAGGAAUAUAAACAAAAGCUCACCAGAGAAGCAUUUUAUUUAUUCAUUUAUUUUUUCAUUAUCGCUCAUUAUAGUUCAAACAACUUUACAGACCAACUUUAUCUGGCCUGCGGGCCUCCUAUAGCUGACCCCUGCCCUACAGUG
Molecule: messenger RNA, 2676 nt
Organism: Astyanax mexicanus (Mexican tetra)
Lineage: Eukaryota; Metazoa; Chordata; Actinopteri; Characiformes; Acestrorhamphidae
Gene: slc5a9
Product: solute carrier family 5 member 9
Exons: 13
Coding region: 25-2001 (658 amino acids)
Biological process (GO): transmembrane transport
Cellular component (GO): plasma membrane
Molecular function (GO): D-glucose:sodium symporter activity
Source: RefSeq, a predicted model, not a curated record